Messenger RNA from Oryza brachyantha (malo sina), 1868 nucleotides. RefSeq names its product light-mediated development protein DET1. Gene Ontology annotation, molecular function: ubiquitin protein ligase binding; ubiquitin-like ligase-substrate adaptor activity. The coding region runs from base 195 to 1730 and encodes 511 amino acids. The transcript is spliced from 11 exons. Gene Ontology annotation, biological process: protein ubiquitination; positive regulation of proteasomal ubiquitin-dependent protein catabolic process. The record is from RefSeq and is a predicted model, not a curated record. Gene Ontology annotation, cellular component: cullin-RING ubiquitin ligase complex; nucleus. NCBI's taxonomy places the organism in Eukaryota, Viridiplantae, Streptophyta, Magnoliopsida, Poales, Poaceae.
CCCGAGGAGGCAAGAGAGAGCGACCGGGAGAGGAGAGGUGAGGGGGGAGGGAGGGAGGGAGCUCAUCCCCUCCGCGCAGGCGCAACUAGGUAGGGAGCAGGGGCGCCCUGCUGAUCUCCGCCUCCUCCUCCCGCCGACCUUGGCCCGUGCGAUGCUGCCGCGCCGGCGGCGGCUAGUCUACGGGCGGCCCGUUCAUGGCGGCCUUCUUCCGCAGCUCCAACCUCGCCUCCAGGGUCUUCGACCGACAGUUCCUCUCCCCACGCCCCGGCGCUACUGUCAACACUGUUAGACAGUUCUACGAGAACCUGUUUCCAAGUUACACUAUAUUUGACAUAGAUUGCCCCGAUUAUUCAUUUCGUAAAUUCACUGAUGAUGGCAAGUAUCUCGUGGCUUUUAGCCGAAACCACCAAGAUUUAAUUGUGUACCGCCCCAUCUGGCCAACAUUUUCAUGCAAUGAGGCAUGUGACUCUCAUGAUCUUCCACCAAAAGCAAACAAAUUUGACAGCUUCUUUAAGCAGCUGUACUCAAUUUCGCUUGCAUCUAGCAAUGAGUACAUCUGUAAAGACUUUUUCCUUUACAUGGAGUGCCAUCAGUUUGGUUUAUUUGCAACAUCAACUGCACAAAGUAAUGAUUCAAGUGCCACUGAGGGUGCGAUUCAUGGGGUACCAUCAAUUGAGAAAAUUACUUUCUAUCUUGUGAGGCUAGAAGAUGGUGCGAUAUUAGACGAGAAAGCUUUCCGCAAUGAUUUUAUCAAUUUGGCUCAUAGUAUUGGAGCUUACUUGUAUGAGGAUCUCCUUUGCAUUGUCUCUCUUCGAUAUCAAACCAUUCAUGUCCUACAAAUAAGAGAUUCAGGCAACCUUGUUGAAGUACGCAAAAUUGGUGCAUUUUGUCAGGAAGAUGAUGAGUUAUUUCUCCAUUCACAUGGCCAGGUUGUACGAGGUGUUUCUUUUCUUCCUGGCAUCAAGCAACGGUUGUUGUCCUUUAUUUUUCGCAAGACAUGGAAUGAGGAAUCUGAUCAGACCUUGAGAGUUCAGCAUCUGAAGAAGAAGUUCUAUUUUCAUUUUCAAGACUAUGCUGAUCUUAUCAUAUGGAAGGUGCAGUUUUUGGAUCGCCAUCACCUAUUUAUCAAGUUUGGUAGCGUGGAUGGAGGGGUUUCGCGUAGCACUGAACAGAAUUUAGCAUUCUUUGCUGUGUACAACAUGGAAACAACAGAUAUUGUUUCACUCUAUCAGAAUUCUUCGGAGGAGCUCUAUUCAUUGUUUGAAUAUUUUUAUGACCAUUUUCACGCAAAUCCACAAAAUUCAUCGCAUGGAAAUUUUAUCUCGUCACACUCCAAUAACGUUCAAGCCCUUGAUCAACUUCGAACAAUUAAAAAUAAAGCAAGCAGCUCCUCACAGUUUGUGAAAAAGAUGAUGGCCUCGCUACCUUACACUUGUCAAUCACAAAGUCCUUCACCAUACUUUGACCUAUCAUUGUUUCGGUAUGAUGAGAAGCUUAUUUCAGCGAUUGAUCGGCACAGACACUGUACAGAGCAUCCAAUAAAAUUUAUAUCAGUGAAGCAACCAAAUGUUGUCAAAUUCAAGAUAAAACCAGGUUCAGAUUCUGGUACUUCUGACAGCAGGGCAAAAAGAAUAUCCUCCUUCUUGUUUCACCCAUUUUUCCCUCUUGCACUUUCUAUUCAGCAGACAUAUAUGCAGCCAACUGUUGUCAAUUUACAUUUCAGGAGAUAGAAGCGUAGCCGUUCCCUCAAUUGUGUUUGUAACAGUUGUGAGCGGUGCACAGCUCAGUAAAAAUUUUGGCCGUAUGUAGUAGGGUGCUUUAUUAACAAAAGAUCUUAUUAUAGGCAAAGAAAGAUGUGGUUUUAGGCU